UAAACUAAUUAAUUUAUUUACUUACAUUUUAAAUUUCAACGGUUGCAGUAGUACAUCGUAAUUAAGUUUUUUCUUUCGAAAUUAUUUCAACAAAACUGAAGAUAGAAUGUCCUCAAGUUAUACUAUUGACUAGAAAAAAAGAAAUAUUUUCACCCUUGCACCGUGAAAGACUUUGAUCUCUAUGUCCACUUGCUUGUAAUUGAUUUGAUUUUUGAUUAAGAUUUUUCUAUCUCUUUUUACUCUGAAUGAUUUUCAACUUGAUCGCCUAGUAGAUUUUUUACUGAGGCAAAUAAAUAAAGGAACAAUGGAAGGCAAUGCUCCAGAAUCGCAACCACCACAACACAUGAAUAAUGGUGUUGGCCGACAAGCGAGAAGUCGCAAACGUAGCAGAGCUGAAGCUUGUUUAGGAAAAGAAAGUAGAAGAACUGAACCUUGCUUAGAAAAACAAAGUAGCGGAGCUGAGGCUUGCUUAGAAAGACAAAGUAGCGGAGCUGAGGCAUGCUUAGACAGUCAAAGUAGCAGAGCUGAGGCUUGCUUAGAAAGACAAAGUAGCAGAGCUGAGGCUCGCUUGGAAAGACGUCGUUCAGGUAGUCGUAACUCCACUCAUGCUAGAGAGAAAAAAACUCCAUAUGCAGAUAGACCUACUACUUCUGCAUUGUAUCGACCUGCUCCAUUUAGUGACGAACCUGAAGCCAUUGAUGCUAGAAAUCGUUGCGAUUAUUCUGUUAAAAUUACGAAAGAAAUGGCUAAAAGUAGCAAUGCUCCCAGACCAGUACGGGUAUAUGCUGAUGGGAUUUAUGAUUUGUUUCAUCAAGGUCAUGCAUGUCAACUUAUGCAAGCAAAGUGUGCAUUUCCAGAUGUUCAUCUUAUAGUCGGAGUUUGUAGUGAUUUCCUCACUCACCAGCAUAAAGGUAAAACAGUGAUGACUGAUGAAGAAAGGUAUGAGGCUGUACGUCAUUGUCGUUAUGUGGAUGAAGUUUAUCGUGAUGCACCGUGGGUGCUAGAUGAUAAGUUUUUAGAAGAUAACAAGAUUGAUUUUGUAGCACAUGACGAUCUGCCAUAUAACAUGGGAUCAGAGAAUGAUGAUGUAUAUAAAUUUAUUAAAGAAAAGGGCAUGUUUGUUGCUACGGAACGAACUGAAGGUGUCUCAACAUCAGAUUUGGUAGCACGAAUUGUUCGAGAUUAUGAUAUGUAUGUAAGGCGCAAUUUAGACCGAGGGUACAGUGCAAAAGAAAUGAAUGUUUCAUUUCUAAAUGAAAAGAAAUUUCUACUUCAGAACAAAAUGGACAAAAUUAAAGGAAAAUUUGAAGACAAACGGCAUGAAAUAAUACAUAAAUGGGAAGAAAAAUCCCGGGAAUUUAUAAAUAAUUUUCUUGAUCUCUUUGGCAAAGAUGGAAGAUUGAAUACCUUUUGGAAAGAAAGUAAAGGGAGACUAAGGCAGGCUCUAUCACCAGCGAGUACUCCACCAGGUAGUCCGAUGAGACGUCGAGCCAGGUCUGCUUCACCCCCAACCAAGUCUCGAAGAUUAGAUACAAUGUCUGUUCGAAAUGAAUCUUCUGCUGAUACAGAUUCAGACGACGAUUAUGCCUGGUUAAGGGGAACUGCUGAACUCUAACCAAAAAGCAAGACUCGCUAUCAGUUUAUUUUUCAUGUGUUUAUCAUUCAACAGUAACGUCAUCCGGAGGGGAGGAAAAACUAUGUUCCCCAUGUACCAUGGAUUGGAAAGAAAAAAAACAAGUUUUUGUAUUUAUUGUUAAUGGGCAUUGAUGUGGCAAAAAUGACCUACAAAUUAUUUAUUAGUUGCUACUGUAAUAUAAAGAUGUAUUAAAAUGUUUUAAAAUUAGUUCUAAUUUGUGUAAGGGUAGCCUUAUUUAUAAAAAUUUUGCAUUUUUUAGUUUUGUUCGAUUUAUGUGUGUUGAAAAUUGAAAUAGUAUUUUUAAUGUAUAGUUUUUCUUUUAAAAAUUAUUUAUUUUUAUUAAUAUAUAAAUUGAAAAUGAGCUUUACAGACAUAUUGUGCUACAUAUAGGACACAUUCUUAUUUAUGAAACACUAUUUUUUUUUAAUAUGCUACUUUUUGAAUUUUUUGAUAAUUGUUUGUAUUUAGUCUAUUAUAGUUAACGAAAUUUUUUUUCCUUAAAUAUUACUUUCUUAAAUAAAUAGAAAUCUUACAUUUUAUUCAUAUUUAUUCAAAAUUUAAACAGUAUUUUUAAUCCAUUUAAUUACAUUCUUAAUACAUUUAACUUUUAAUGCAUUUAUUUACUUUAAAUGAGAUUUAAUUAUUGGGUUAAAAAAGCACCUGUUAAUUUAUUCUAAGCAAAAAUUAUUUUUUGUGCAUAUUUAAAUUAUUAUUGAUUUAACAUUGUUUACUCCUUAUCUAUUUUUAAUUGUAUUAUAAAUAUAUUUUUUUUUAAACAUAAAAGCACUGAUUUCUUGACUUAUAAAUAAAGCCUCUGAUUUUUGGAUGAAGGUUUUUUUAAAAAAAUAUAUACAAAAUCAAGAUUAUAUUAAAUUAUGCAAUUAAAUUGAAAAUUUUAUAUACAAUUAAUUUUCUUACACAAGUAUUUAAAAUAUUAAAUAAAAUUAGUAUACUAUAUGAGCAAAAAUUAUCUUAAAUGCUUAUUUUUCUUUUUCUAAUAAAAAAAUCUAUGAAUUGUAAUUUUUUAAAAAUUAUACACAAAAUCAAAGUUGCAAUCAAAACAAACUAAAGACAUAAAGUAUUUAAUGAGAAAUUUAAAAAAACUGAUUUUACAUAAAACCACUAUUUUCUUGACCACUAAUUAAAACCUCUAAAUUUUGAGUGUAAGUUUUUUUUUAAAAUAAUGUAUACAAAAUCAAUAUACAAACAACUAAGGCAUCAAGUUGAGGAUUUUUUAUAAAAUCUAUUUCUGACGUGAAAUUUUAAUUUUUUGAAGGUUAUACAAUUAUUAUUUUUUUGCAGAUGUUUAAUUUUUAUAUUGAUUUUCGUUUGACUUAUCACCAGUACUUAAAGUAUUAACCAAAUUGUCUUUGAAAGCAAAGAAGUUUUUCAGUUUUCUAUUAAAUCCUUCAAAUUUUAUUGUUGACACUGUUUGUUUACAUAUAAUCAAUAUCACAAUCAAUCAAAAUAUUAAUUCAGAGACUUCUUCGUUAUCUAUUUUUUUAAUUAACUUUUCUUAGUAGCCACUUAGGGCUAAUUCUUUUCAGAAGAGUAUAAAAUUAUAAACUAAUAUUAUAAAUUAGUUGGCAUUGGGAACUAAGAAAUGCUAAUUUCUCAGCUUCAUAAAAUUUUGGCUAACAUCAAUUUUAUAACUAAUGACUAUAAAAUAAGUAUAAAUACUUAAUUUUUCAACAAGUAGCCUAUUAAUUGAGUUUUUUAGUGUUUAAAAUCUACUUUAUACUAUGUUAAACUAACAUAAGAAAGAAAAGGUUAUUGUAUUAUUUUUUCUGUUUAUAUGGUUAUUUAUAAUGAUAGAAAAAAUUGAGGCACUUUUUUAAUGGUAGCAGGUCAUAUUUUAAACCUUUGCAAACUAGGUUUCUUUUUGGUCUAAGUAUGUUUUGUAAAUAUUAAAGUUAACAGCCUACCAUUACUGAUUAGCUACAGUUGACAAAACAAAUUAUUUCUUUUUAUAAAAAUAGUUCAUACAAUUUUUUUUUCAAAUCUACAAAAUGUCAUUGUAUGUCUUUUUCCUAAUGUUUUGUAAUGUUAAUUUUUGUUCAGUCAUAAGUUAUAAAAAAUGUGUGUCUGGGUUUAGUUCUAUCAGAGAACUAAACCCAGUUAGUUCUCUGAUAGAACUUCAGUAAUCAGUUGAAUUUUUAAUACUUGCUAUAGGGAAUUUCUUUUUUCGAGUUUUUAAAUAUUUUUUUCCCAUGUGAUUGUAGAAAUUUUUUUUCUUUCUAAUAAUUUUUGUGAGUAGGUAUCAAUAUUAUACAAACUUAAAUAUAUUUCCAAAUAUUUUUAAGUUUGUAUAAUUUUCCUGUUUUUUUCCCUUUUAAUAACACUUUUCUAUGAAACUAGUACAUUUUUAGGCACUUAAAUUUUCAAUAUUAUUACAUACAUUCCUAAAUUUGUUUUGGAUUGUUCAAUUUAUUCGUUACACUUAUAGACCACAUUUCACUAAGAUUCAUUACAAACUUGUUUUCUGUUAUGAGGUAUGGUGCAAUUUAGUAAUUUAUUGCAAUUUGUUAAAAAAAAGUUAUUUGUUUUCAUAAAAAAAUAUGCAUAAUUAUAUAAGCUUUGCUUUUGUUUAAAUAAAAAUAACAUUUAUGUUACGGCAUAAUGAAUUUUGGUUAGCUUAAAGUUUAGUUUUAAGCAAUUUAUAGCCCAUUUAUGUUACAAACAGAAUGAACAAUAAUUCAAUUGAAAGGGUUUUAGUGUUUUUUCUAUUUGCAUUUUUGCUGUGCCAUUACAGUUUAAAGUACCAGUCUUAUUUUUUUGAAACAUGCUUAUAUGAGUUAUACAGAUUCAAGUUUAUUGUUAGAGCCAGUUGUAUUUAUAGUGUACAUAAAAUUAUUAAAUUCUCAAGCUGUUUGAUGUCCAUGAUUGCUUUCAAUUUCUAAAACAAUAAAACUAUUCUAUUGCA
Molecule: messenger RNA, 4559 nt
Organism: Parasteatoda tepidariorum (common house spider)
Lineage: Eukaryota; Metazoa; Arthropoda; Arachnida; Araneae; Theridiidae
Product: choline-phosphate cytidylyltransferase B
Biological process (GO): CDP-choline pathway
Molecular function (GO): choline-phosphate cytidylyltransferase activity; phosphatidylcholine binding
Source: RefSeq, a predicted model, not a curated record